Molecule: messenger RNA, 2295 nt
Organism: Cordyceps militaris CM01
Lineage: Eukaryota; Fungi; Ascomycota; Sordariomycetes; Hypocreales; Cordycipitaceae
Product: protein transport protein SEC23
Exons: 6
Coding region: 1-2295 (764 amino acids)
Biological process (GO): COPII-coated vesicle budding; intracellular protein transport; COPII-coated vesicle cargo loading
Cellular component (GO): endoplasmic reticulum exit site; COPII vesicle coat
Molecular function (GO): zinc ion binding; GTPase activator activity
Source: RefSeq, a predicted model, not a curated record
AUGGAGUACGAGGCACUCAAAGAGCAAUGGAGCGACGUGGAGGACCGCGAUGGUGUUCGCCUGAGCUGGAACGUAUUCCCAAGCUCGCGCAUGGAAGCGUCGCGGUUGGUUGUGCCGAUUGGUGCUCUUUACACUCCGCUAAAAGAGAAGCUUGAUACUCCAUUGCUACAGUUCGAGCCAGUUACUUGCAAGCAGCCGUGCCGCUCUGUUUUGAACCCAUUUUGCCAGGUCGAUGUUCGUGCUCGGGUCUGGAUUUGUCCUUUCUGCUUGUCGAGGAAUUCCCUUCCCCCACACUACAAGGACAUUACCCAGAACGCGAUUCCACCCGAGCUGCAUCCUGCAAACACGACUAUUGAAUAUCGACUAUCCCGACCGGCCCCAGCUCCGCCCAUUUUCUUCUAUGUUGUCGAUUUGUGCCAGGAAGAUGACGGUUUGGCUGCGCUCAAAGAGUCCCUGGUCACGAGCCUCAGCUUGCUUCCGGAGAAUGCCUUGGUCGGCUUGAUUACAUAUGGCACAAUGGCACAAGUACACGAGAUCGGCUACGAGGGCUGCGCGAAAUCGUAUGUUUUCCGAGGAAACAAGGACUACUCUGCCAAGCAAGUUCAAGACAUGCUUGGCUUGUCGUCUUCUACAGCUCGACCGGGGAUGCAACCGCAGUCCGGUCGACCCAUGCCCAUAGGCCCAGCAUCCAGGUUUCUCAUGCCGGUCCAGCAAGCGGAGUUCCAGCUUACAAAAGCGUUGGAGGCACUUCAGAAAGACCCAUGGCCAACUGCAAAUGACCACCGUAACCUACGAUGCACCGGUGUGGCCCUGAGCGUGGCGAUCGGGCUCAUGGAGUCGUCCUUCCAAAAUGCUGGAGGGCGUAUAAUGCUCUUUGCCGGAGGCCCAGCUACAGAAGGCCCAGGAAUGACUGUUGGUCCUGAACUGCGGGAGCCAAUGAGAUCACACCACGAUAUUGAUCGCGAUAAUGUCAAGUAUUAUAAAAAGGCCUUGAAGUUCUACGAGACAUUAGCAAAGCGCACAGCGCACAACGGCCACAUUAUAGACAUUUUUGCGGGCUGCUUGGACCAGGUUGGACUCCUAGAAAUGAAAGGCCUCUGUAAUUCUACCGGCGGUCACAUGAUCUUGACCGACAGCUUCACAUCAUCCAUGUUUAAGCAGUCUUUUAUCCGUGUUUUCGAAAAGGAUGGUGACGAUAACCUCCUCAUGGGCUUCAACGCCGUGCUGGAAGUCCUGACCACGAAGGAGCUCAAGGUUACUGGUCUUAUCGGGCAUGCUGUCUCCCUCAACAAGAAAUCGGUUUCUGUUGGCGAGACUGAAUGCGGUAUUGGCAAUACCUGCUCUUGGAAAAUGUGCGGCAUUGACCCCAAAGCCAGCUAUGGUGUCUAUUUUGAGGUUGCCAACCAAGGCCAAAGUCCUCACCAGCAAGGACCCCAGAAGGGCAUGAUGCAAUUUCUAACAUACUAUCAACAUUCCUCUGGUCAAUUCCAUCUACGCGUCACCACUAUCGCGCGCAAUCUGAGCGGACCGGCCGGCGAUCCGGCGAUUGCUCAGUCAUUCGAUCAGGAAGCCGCUGCUGUGCUGAUGAGCAGAAUAGCAGUUUUCAAAGCUGACGUCGAUGAUGGGCCGGACGUGCUUCGAUGGGUGGACAGGAUGCUUAUUCGGCUAUGCUCGCGCUUCGCCGAUUACCGAAAAGAUGAUCCGUCCUCAUUCAGGCUGGAGAAGAAUUUUACUCUUUACCCGCAAUUCAUGUUCCAUCUGCGCAGAAGUCCGUUUCUGCAAGUUUUCAACAACUCACCAGAUGAGACAGCUUUCAACCGGCAUGUACUGAACCACGAGGAUGUCAGCAAUUCGCUCGUUAUGAUCCAACCAACACUUGACUCUUAUACCUUUGAUCAAGAUGGCGGUCAACCUGUGCUUCUCGACUCCGCCUCUAUUCAGCCUACGCACAUUCUCCUCCUGGAUACCUUCUUCCAUAUCCUCAUCUUCCAUGGUGAGACAGUUGCAGAAUGGCGAAAGGCCGGCUACCAGGAGCAGGAUGGCUAUGAAAAUUUUGCCGCCUUGCUGGAGCAACCGAAGGAAGAUGCCAGGGAUCUGAUCACGGACAGAUUUCCACUACCUCGGUUCAUUGUUUGCGACGCUGGUGGCUCCCAAGCCCGAUUCUUGCUCUCCAAACUCAACCCGUCUACCACCCAUACGACCGGACCAUAUGGCGGCGCUGGAGCCGCGUCUGGUCAAACGAUCUUUACCGACGACGUGUCUUUGCAAACGUUCAUGGAUCACUUGAUGAAGUAA